AUGAAGACCACGUUAGCUUUUGUCAUUCUGGCCGCGGCUGGCCUCGCCCAUGCGGAGGUCGCGUCAAAAUCCAAAUGCCAUCACGGGCACGGGCAACGAGGGGUCAAGAAUGUUGUGCUUAUGAUCUCCGACGGCUUUGGGCCAGCAUCUGAAACCACGGCCAGAACUUUCUUCCAAGUCCGCGACAAUCUUAAGUACACGUACAAGAGCCCCCUCGACGACAUCAUCGUCGGAAAUGUGCGGACGAAAGCCUACGACAACUGGGUGACUGAUUCGGCUUCCGCCGCCACCGCCUACGCGUGCGGUGUGAAGACGUUCAACGCUGCAAUCGGAGUCACACAUGAUAACAAGAACUGUGGUACCGUUGUCGAGGCCGCCAAAUUGAAGGGUCUCAGCACCGGCCUGGUGACGACUACCCGUGUUACACAUGCCACGCCUGCCGGUUUCGCCGCGCACGUUCCGGAGCGGGAUUGGGAAGCUCUCAUCGCUCAACAACUCAUCGGUGACAACCCCAUCGGCGGCCGCACACUCGAUGUUCUCAUCGGCGGUGGUUCCUCUUUCUUCUUUCCCAACACUACAAAGGGCUCCAAACGCACGGAUGAUCGCGAUCUGUACAAGGAAGCCACAACCAAGUUCGGCUGGAAGAAUGUUGCUUUGACUCGCAGUCAGUUCGACAGUAUCCCCAACGACAAGUCCGCUCUCCCUCUCCUCGCCACUUUCACCCCCAGCCACAUGUCUUACCAGAUUGACCGUAACGCUACCCUGGAGCCUUCUCUCGCCGAGAUGUCUCACAAGGCGCUGCAAGCCUUGAAGGAUGAGGGCAAGGGCUUCUUCUUGAUGAUUGAGGGCGGUAGAAUUGAUCAUGCUGGUCAUAUCAACGACCCCGCUGCCCACAUUCACGAUAUCAAAGCGUACUGGGACACUGUAGAACUCGUCAAGAAGUUCGCCGAUGAGGACGGCCACACCCUUGUCAUCCACGUUUCCGACCACGAGACCGGAGGUCUUACCGCCGCUCGUCAAAUGACCAGCACCCAGAAAGACGGAUCCAACACUACCGCCGCAUUCCCUUACGAAUGGUUUCCCCAGCACCUCCUCAAAGCCUCGGCUUCCACCGAGAAGCUCGCCUCCCUCAUCCGCGCCCAGGCCGCCGUCCCUGGUGCCGACCUCUUUACAUUCGUCAAGAACCUCGUCAUCAAGUCGUACGGUAUCGAUGUCAGGGACGAAGAAGUCACGCACCUCAUCGCUGCUCUGCGUCGCGAAGCCGGCGGAGCGCAGUUCACCGAAUGGGCCUUGGGCGAGAUGCUGAACAGCAGAGCUGAGCUGGGAUGGACCACGCACGGACACACCGGUGUUGACGUGAUUCUCGGCACCUACGGAGCCACCAGCAACUCCAUUCGUGGCUCCUACGAGAACACUGAGAUCUCCGAUAUCAUUGAGCAGCGCCUUCGUAUCGACCGGUCCAAGGUCAAGUUUGCUUACCCUCCUCCUCCCAUGCCCGCGCUUACUCGCCGCUCUGACAGCGAGUCGCACGUCUUUGGUCUCCACGAUUAG
Molecule: messenger RNA, 1551 nt
Organism: Fimicolochytrium jonesii
Lineage: Eukaryota; Fungi; Chytridiomycota; Chytridiomycetes; Spizellomycetales; Powellomycetaceae
Product: alkaline phosphatase
Exons: 4
Coding region: 1-1551 (516 amino acids)
Biological process (GO): dephosphorylation
Cellular component (GO): fungal-type vacuole membrane
Molecular function (GO): alkaline phosphatase activity
Source: RefSeq, a predicted model, not a curated record